Messenger RNA from Symbiodinium necroappetens, 2839 nucleotides. The record is from the annotation of a GenBank genome assembly. Lineage: Eukaryota; Dinophyceae; Suessiales; Symbiodiniaceae.
GUCGGAUGGUUUGACCUUGGAAGAUGAGCUUUCCUCCAACCCUGAGAUCCCAGUCGCCUGGAGAUGGACUCUUUGCACCUUCAGGCUUCUCAAGAGGUGCCCUGUGGACAAGCAAGCCGUCCUCAAAGGCUGGGCAGCCGCUGCGAAGAGGAGGCAAAGCUCGUCUGCGGCAGCCAUCGGCGCUGUGCACCAACCUUCGGUGGCAAGGCCGGUCCGGCAGUUGCAGAGCUCUGAUCCCAGUCCAGUGCCAGAGGAUGCGAGACGCCCUGGCAGCGGCUUGCGAAGUCGUGAGCCAGAGACAGGCGGCGAGGAGGGAAGAUGUCGACUCGGCCGUGAAGAGCUGUCCCCGGAUCCCGAGCCCGUGUUUUGCGCAAAUGCCGGUGACUCCAGGUGUGUGCUGGCCAGGGGAGGUCGUGCUCAAAACCUGUCACGAGAUCACAAGCCCGAGCUGAAGAGCGAGCGCAGGCGGAUCACGCAGGCCGGUGGCUUCGUUUCUGCCGAUGGCCGCGUUGACGGUAACUUGAACCUGUCGCGCUCCCUCGGAGACUUUGCUUACAAGAAGGAUGCAUCCAGGAAGGCCACCGAGCAGAAGAUCUCAGCAGAAGCCGAGGUCAAGAGAAGGGGCCUCGGCCCUGCAGAUCAGUACCUCGCCAUAGGCUGCGAUGGGAUAUUUGAGAAGUUCUCAAGUCAAGAAUUGCUCAACUUCCUGCUGCCGCACCUCAGGCGCCGGCGGCGAAGUCAGGCGCCUCUCUCGAAGGCGUGCUCGGCCUUCCUAGACGCGAACAUUGCCAAGAGCCCGCAGAAGGUCGCAGAGGUGAUCCGGCCCGAAAGCUGGGGUCCGGGGAGAUGGACCCUUGUGCUGCGAAGCGUGGCCAAGGCCCAUCGCCCUGACUUGGCUUUGCAGCUGCUGGCGCUCAUCGGAUCGGGACGAGUUCAAGCCGACGUCUUCCACUAUUCCGCUGCGAUUGCAUCCGGUCCCGGCGGCCUUUGGCCAUCUGCCCUGUCGGUGCUGCAGCACGCAGAUGAUUCUGGAAUCAUCCCGAAUGAGUACACCUUCGGAUCCGUGAUGCGCUGUGGUGAUUGGGUGCUCGCAUUGGAUUGCUUGCGCAGCAUGGGAAGAAGGCGCCUUCCUGUCAAUGAUGUCAUACAUACCACUGUCCUGAACACCCACGCGCACCAGCACCAGUGGGAGCGAGCUCUCUCGCAUCAUGAUGCCCUGAGCGAAAUCACUACCUACACCGCUGCUGCAGCUAUGUCUGCUUGCGAGAAGUGCUCGAACUGGGUGCGCUCCAUUGCGAUACUAUCCUCAAUGCUCGGACAGCCAGGGAAGCCCGGAUUCUCCCCAGACCUUGUUUGUUCCGGCUCUGCGGUCAGUGCAUGUUCGCAAGGGCAGAGGUGGCAAGCGGCAUCUGAUCUCCUUUCGCAGAUGUCAACUAAAGCUCUAGAGCGCAAUGAGGUGUGUUUCAAUGCGGCCAUUUCCUCAUGUGCGCAGCGCUGGGAGGCAGCCUUGUGUUUGUUCGAGUGCCUGCACAGGGAGCGCAUUGAGGCAGGGAUUUGUGCAGCGACCACGGCCCAUAUUUGCCGAAGCUCCUGGGAGUCCACGCUUCUACUGCUCGAAUCGCAGCUCAGGGCAACUAUCCUUCCUGAUGGAGCCAUGGCUGGCUCUGUGCUCCAGGCCAUCAAGGAGCAGACGGCCGAUGUCGAGCGCUGUGAUCACCUUCUCUUGAAGCUGCUGGACUUGUGGAAGAAACAUCUGCCGCAAGAUACAGGUAGCGGCGCCAGCACAGCCAGCCCAGCCCUGCCUCGGAUGGAGAAUGUCCUUGUCAGCCAAGCGGGUUUAGUUGUAUUGUGUAAGCCACCAGGGGUGACCACCGAAUCAGCUGUUGCGAAGCUAGCCAAAACCGGGAUAGGGCUGUGUAUGGUCUCGAGACUGGACGCGCAAACAUCGGGAGUUCUUCCGCUUGCUGUGGGCGAGGUUGCUUCAAGAUUCUUCCAGGCACAGUUUGCUGGCCGGCUUGUGCAGAAGGAGUAUGUGUGCUUGUGCGAGGGUGCCACUCUGGGGGACGUGGGAACCACGGGAAAGAUUUCUCAUCCAUUACUCACGGCGGGCGUGGAUGGACAGAACUCCCGCACGCAGGUUGCGGCAGAAGGCCGCGAGGCCCACACGGUGUACCUUGUAAAAUCGCGGUUUGCUGGUACCUCGGAAGGUGCCGAAGUGAUUCUCCUUCGGGUGAGGCCACUCACUGGCCGAACCCACCAAAUUCGAGUGCACCUCGCUAGCAUAGGACGCCCGAUUGUGGGUGACGUCGUCUAUGGCAGAGGUUUUGCAUCUUCGCAGCGACUUUUUCUGCACUGCGCACGGAUUCGCCUUCGGGACCUGGAAGGCAGACUUCUUACAGUCAAAGCUCCGCUUCCUAGCGACCUUUCUCGAAGUCUGAGGAAGUUGCAGGACAAAUCCCAGUGCGAGCCUUUCUUUGGCAUGGGGCAUGUGGCGCUCCUCUACGGCAAGCGGCCGCUGCAACGGAUCGCUGUGGGCGCUGCUAAGCAGCAGCUAGAGAUACCCUUGGGCGUGGUGGCGGACAUCCCCGGCAAAGUUGACAAUAGCGUUUCCUAUGUGGGCAACAAGUACAACGCCCUGCCCUGGAAGGACUUUGUGGACAUUAAGCUCGAUGCGCGCAACUUGAUCGAAGCCGAUGUCAAGUCGGCUUUGACAGAUUUGGAUUGGUUUGGAAAGGUGAAUGCGCUCUACGCGGGCAAGCAAACCGAGACGGAGCUGGAUGUCGCAGCCAAGACAAUCGGGGCGAUGAAGCCAGUGAAGUAUCCAGUUGCGAAGAAGUGA